Messenger RNA from Penicillium macrosclerotiorum, 1623 nucleotides. Its product is annotated as amidohydrolase. The coding region runs from base 1 to 1623 and encodes 540 amino acids. The record is from RefSeq and is a predicted model, not a curated record. The transcript has a single exon. Lineage: Eukaryota; Fungi; Ascomycota; Eurotiomycetes; Eurotiales; Aspergillaceae. Gene Ontology annotation, molecular function: hydrolase activity, acting on carbon-nitrogen (but not peptide) bonds.
AUGCCGGUCACCGUAUUUACCAAUGGGCGCGUAUUUCACCCAGAGUCCUCGGGUAAUAGCUUUGCCUCAUCCCUAGUGAUUGACGGGUCCCAGAUUUUGUACGUGGGCUCCGUCAAUGACGAGCGGGUUCGCCAGGCUCAAUUGAAAGGGACCACCGUCGACUUGAACGGUCGGGCCAUCCUUCCUGGGUUUAUUGAUGGCCAUGUACACAUUCUCAACUUCGGCUUAUCCUUGCAGAAGCUAGAUCUCCUGCAGUGCAAGUCGCUGAGUGAGAUCCGCGAUGCAAUCAAGUCUUACGCUGCACAAAAUCCUUCCGAGCCGCGAAUCCUCUGCCGCGGAUGGCUGCAAGUUGUCACUGGCGGUACAGCUCUGGCAUCUGCGAUAGAUGAUCUAGAUCCUCGACCGAUCUAUAUUGAAUCCCUCGAUCUGCACUCGACUUGGUGCAAUAGUGCCGCAAUCAGGGAGCUUCAGGUAGAUUCAAUGUCCGACCCACCAGGAGGCACCAUUCAUCGCCUUCCGGAUGGCCGACCAUCUGGUUUGGUGGACGAGGCGGUGCAAUUUAAUGUCGUCUGGCCGUUCUUGAAUCAGGCUGCGUCAGCAGAGAAAAGGAUAGCAGCGAUUGAGGCAGCAUUGUCGGCCCAUCGUAGGGCUGGGUACACCGGCCUAGUCGACAUGGCCAUGGACGAGAUGAACUGGGAAGCGUUGAAUUUGUAUCGCAAUCGAUAUGGUGAUCCCCCUUUGCAUAUCGGGGCCCAUUGGUUGAUCCCGUAUACUCGUGAUCAUGCGGAGUUUCAUCGUGUCAUCGAUCGAGCAAUUGAAUUGCACAAAGACUACAACUCUGCCAAUUCCCCCGCAUUACGGAUCAAUGGAAUUAAACUCAUAUGUGAUGGAACGGUGGAUGGUUGCACUGCAGGCCUGCUCCAGCCUUAUGGUGGCCUUACAGAUCUGGUUGAACCGAUCUGGCCUGCACCAGCCAUGAAAGAGGCCGUACAACGAGCCACGAAUUCUGGUUUGCAGUGUGCCCUUCAUGCCAUAGGCGACCGGACGGUCCGUGAUGCCAUCAAUUGUCUUUCUGAAGUCCAAAAUCUUCGCGACUGUCGCCAUCGUAUCGAGCACCUUGAACUCACAACGCCUGAAGAUGCCAAGCGACUAGGAGAUCUCGGUAUUAUUGCUUCGGUUCAGCCGGUUCAUUCGGACCCGGCUACAUUCGGCGCGUGGCAAGGGCUUAUUGGCGAACACCGCUGCAAUCGAGCAUUUGCCUACCGGGACUUUGCCGACAGUGGUGCACCCUUAGUAUUUGGUACCGAUGCACCUACCGCAAAGCAUCUGCCUUUGCCAAACCUUUACAAUGCUACUACACGCCGUUCAGCUCUUGAACCUACCAUGACUGAGACAGUUAAUGCUCAAUUUGCUCUCCCUCUUGCCACCGCGGUCUCUGCAGCUACAUCGGGGGCGGCCUUUGCGGGGUUUGCCGAUUCGUGGACUGGAAGCUUAAGGCCAGGCCUACAAGCUGAUUUCGUGAUAAUUGAUAUGAAUUGGAAUCCUGAUAAAUUGCUAGAAGCCCAAGUCUGUCAAACUUGGUACAAAGGUGAAAAAGUGUUUGAUAUUGCUGACGGUGUUUGA